AUGGUUGACAUGUGGAAGAUCAUCAUUGGUGUGAUAUGUCUCGCUGUGACGUGUUAUGCCUGUGAUGACAUGGACACGGCAGCAUGCCAGCGUCUGGCCUCCUCAAAACCAAACAUGUGUAACGACACGUGUUAUGCCUCUAUAUGUCAGCGUUACUGUGGCCUCUGUCCAUUAAGAUGUUAUUCCUGUGCAGAUAUUUCAUCAUCACAGAUGUGUAACACUACCAUUGAGUGUCCAAGCCAGGACUACCAAUGUAUAUCUGCAGCAUCAUUCACAAAUGAUUUCCGAGAGGUCUAUAAGCUUGGUUGUGCCCCUAAAGCGGUAUGUUCUCAUUAUGGAAAGCGUUCAAUGAGCAAAAGAGCAGGAACAUCUUGCUGUACGUCAGACCUCUGUAAUCAAAAUGGCGGCAGUAAGAGAGAGUUAGAGGUCAAAUCCCCUGAUACAGCUGUUAAGCGUCAGAGUGGAUCAUCUGUAUGUGCUGACGCCGACAACCUGGCGUGUACGUUACUAUUCACCAUUAAUACUCACAUGUGUAAUGAUGACUGUAUAGCUGAUCACAUAUGUCCAAGACUGUGUGGAAAAUGCAGUGAGUGUUAUGAAUGUGAACAUGUCUCGUCAACCGAGAACUGCACUGUGUCACGUGUCUGCGAUCCAGGGGAGGUUUGUUAUACACUGGAAACUUUGAACUUCAACCUGGAACAUGGCUACCGACUUGGAUGUGUUCAUCAAAGGAUAUGUGACAACCUGCAUACACAAGCAAGUUCAAUAUUUGGACGACGGGCCAGUGGGAACCCAGAGCUGUCAUUGACAGGAGGGUGUUGUCAUGGAGAUCUGUGUAAUCAUCAUCAGCUGGUCCCAGAAACCACGCCCCCUCCAACCACGCCCACAACAGUCCCUACAACCACCGCUAGAGUUUGCAAAUACAACUCGAACAGUUGUCCGUUUACUACUGACUACGUUUAUCAUAACGAAUGUUACCAUAUAGGAAAGACAAAAAUGUCCUGGAUACAAGCAAAGCACUACUGUGAGUCACAGUGUGGACACCUUGCGACAUUUAGAGAUCCCUCGACAAUGGACCGAAUACUCCAUUACGUUACCUCUCAUCAUGUCACCGCUCAUGGACAUCAUGUGUCGGUGACACGCACUGAGCUUUAUGUUGAUGCUAUUGAUCCUUCCCACAAUAACCACUGGAUUUGGGAAUCUAACCUUCAGUCAGUUCCCUCUAACAUGUUUCACUCAAUCAGCUCUCACCAGCUAAGUUACUGUGCCGCUACGACGGCUUCUCUGGGAAAACUGGUGGCAGUCGAUUGCUCAGCGCAGUACUUACCUCUCUGCCAGGCAACACAACAUCACAAAUAGUAAAUUAGCGUUUUAUUCUCCAUUUCAGUGUCUUUUAACUAUGUGAAUUAGUUGGCUAAUAAAGAAAUACAUGUA
Molecule: messenger RNA, 1434 nt
Organism: Saccostrea echinata
Lineage: Eukaryota; Metazoa; Mollusca; Bivalvia; Ostreida; Ostreidae
Exons: 12
Coding region: 1-1359 (452 amino acids)
Source: RefSeq, a predicted model, not a curated record